Molecule: messenger RNA, 1147 nt
Organism: Morus notabilis
Lineage: Eukaryota; Viridiplantae; Streptophyta; Magnoliopsida; Rosales; Moraceae
Product: transcription factor MYB83
Exons: 2
Coding region: 1-1104 (367 amino acids)
Source: RefSeq, a predicted model, not a curated record
AUGAGGAAGCCAGAUCAAGGAGGCUCUACGGGGAAAGACAAUAACAACUCCAACGUUGUGAACAAGCUGAGGAAGGGACUUUGGUCACCUGAAGAGGAUGACAAGCUCAUGAACUACAUGCUCAACAAUGGCCAAGGAUGUUGGAGUGAUGUCGCGAGAAAUGCCGGCUUGCAACGCUGCGGUAAAAGUUGCCGUCUUCGUUGGAUCAACUACUUGAGGCCUGACCUCAAGCGUGGUGCUUUUUCACCUCAAGAGGAAGAGCUCAUCAUCCAUUUGCAUUCCCUUCUUGGCAACAGGUGGUCCCAAAUUGCGGCACGAUUGCCAGGAAGAACCGACAACGAAAUAAAGAAUUUUUGGAACUCGACAGUGAAGAAACGUCUCAAGAACUUGUCAACCUCAUCCACACCCUCACCUAACACAAGCGACUCGUCGUUCGAGCUCAAAGACUCCAUGGAAGCUGCAAGGGGGCACAACAUAAUUCCCUGCAGGCAAUUAGAGAACAAUGCCAACAUGUUCUCCAGUACCUACAAUCUGCAGGACUCUUCGCCGACUUCAAUCCAAUCCAGUGCCAUCAACAGCCACAUGAUCCGUCCCUUACCGAUGCUUGAUCUUGAUCAUGAUCAUCAUCAUGGUGGCCUGAUUAACAACAUGUUUGGUCCAAACGGGUACAAUAACAUUAAUCCUUCCUCAUCAUGCAUGGCAGUACAUGAGAUUGGCAUUAAUGGAUCAGGUGAUGAUCAUGAUAAUCAUGGAUUAUUCUUUGGAGAAAGUGGGGUUUUUGGUAGUGCUAAUAUUGGUUCAGAGGCAGAGAUUUUUGUUCCUCCUUUGGAGAGUAUAAGCACUACUGAAGAAAGCUAUACCGAUCAUCAUCAUCAUCAGAGAAUAAUCUAUGAUGAUCAUCAUAGGAACAGUAGUUACAACAACAUGGUGAAUAACAUAAACAGUAAUAUCGUCAACUGCAAUAACAAUAUUAAUAUCAAAGCCGAAAACCAAAGUGGGGUUGAGAAUUAUUUCCAAGCGGAGCUAACAGUUGGAGAGUGGGACUUGGAAGAUUUGAUGAAAGAUGUUUCCUCCUUCCCUUUUCUCGACUUCCAAAUCGAAUAAUUCCUUAUAGAAAAAAAUUUUCCAGUUAAAUUCUUUUUUAAUU